Messenger RNA from Blepharisma stoltei, 335 nucleotides. The record is from the annotation of a GenBank genome assembly. Lineage: Eukaryota; Ciliophora; Heterotrichea; Heterotrichida; Blepharismidae.
AUGCAUAAAAAAAUAACUUUCCAGCUAAACCUGUAUAGUUUUCGCCUAUAUUUAUGUCUAAAAUUCAGUAAAGCAACCAUUAGAAAAAUAUUUUUAUGGGUUAAAAAUUAUUUCUAUUGAAAAAUUCUUAAUUUUUCUAUAGUUUUCAACUGUGAAAUUUUCAUUAUAAUUCAUUUUUGGUGGUCUAUUAUACACAUUUACAAAGAAUAGCCACAAAGAGUACUUUUUAGCUAGCGAACUAAUUUGACAAUACAGCUAAUGUCUAACUAGCCAAAAUGCUCCUUAGCUAUUUCAUCAUAAACUAUUAUAGAUUUUUCUCCUCCCUUUUCUUCUAA